Molecule: messenger RNA, 705 nt
Organism: Mya arenaria
Lineage: Eukaryota; Metazoa; Mollusca; Bivalvia; Myida; Myidae
Product: thioredoxin-like
Exons: 4
Coding region: 161-481 (106 amino acids)
Source: RefSeq, a predicted model, not a curated record
ACGUACCAUUGAUUUACUUUGAACAAAUAGAUCAAUAACGGAACAAUUGAUUUAAAUUGGUUUAUUGUGGCUCAAAUGUUUAAAUAGUACAAAGACCCAUGUAUACAUACAAGGGCAUGUAAUAUAAAUUUCACUCUGUAGACAAACCUUUGGAAUAAGAAUGAAACAGGUUUUCACAAAGAAAGAAUUUGACCACGAACUCGCUGAAGCUGGCGAUCGUCUCGUGGCUGUCGAUUUCACAGCAGACUGGUGCACAAAAACUUGCGAUGUUUCCCGAAGACUUAAUGACGUUAUGUUCCAGUACGAAUUUUCAGAAGUCGUUUUCCUACAAGUGGAUGUGGAUGAUAACGAGGAUACUCCACCAUUCUGCAAUGUAGAUUUGUUGCCUACAAUCCAAUUUUACAGAUAUGGAAGAAAGGUGGCGGAGAUCUAUGAAGACAGUAUGGAUCAGUUGCAGGCUGUUUUACGACUCCAUAGAUGAAUGCAUAUAGUAGUGGUUUUAUGUAUGGUUAUCUGUGCAAGUUAAAACAAAUUUUUGCAAUUGUGUGUUUUGUGUUUUCAAACAUAUACACGUCCAUGCCUUUAGUCAGGUUGUCUGAUGAAAAACUAUUAGUUUUGAAAUUUUGAUGCACGUGUCGUUGUUUGAUAUUUAUUUAGAAUUAGGUGUUAUUUGGGUAGAGUAAAAUAAACGAAAAACAAUAGAAA